Danio rerio (zebrafish) is the source of this 2360-nucleotide messenger RNA. NCBI's taxonomy places the organism in Eukaryota, Metazoa, Chordata, Actinopteri, Cypriniformes, Danionidae. The record is from RefSeq and is a predicted model, not a curated record.
GCGGGACUAAAGAAAUAUAUUACUGAAUGACCCACCCUCUUCCUCAUUGUGGCGAGGAGAAAGCGGCUUGGCAUAACACAUCUGCAAAGAUGGUGAAGAUCUUCAUUGGUAAUCUGCCUCAGCAGGCAGAAGUAGACGAAUUAAAGUCUCUGUUUUCGCAAUAUGGAACAGUCACUGAGUGCGCCAUUAUCAAGAACUUUGCAUUCGUCCACAUGGAUGAUCGCAAAAGUGCCACAAAGGCUAUCAAAAACCUUCAUUUGUACAAGCUGCAUGGAACACCCAUCAAUGUUGAAGCAAGUCGGGGCAAGAACCAGGGUCCAGUGAAGCUUCACGUUGCCAAUGUGGAGAAGGGAACCGAUGAUGAACUCAGAGCACUGUUCGAAGAUUAUGGCACCGUUGCAGAGUGUGCCAUAAUUAAGAACUUUGCCUUCGUACACAUGAACAACUCUGAUGAAGCCAUGGAUGCCAUCAAAGGGUUGGACAACACUGAAUUCCAAGGCAAACGAAUUCAUGUGCAGAUUUCCAAGAGCCGACCAAGAGGAGAGGAGGAUGACUAUGGUCACCCUGAUGCUGGAUACUGGCCACCCCGUUACCCCGGUGAACGCCCAGAGCCCCCUGGUUAUCCUAGGGGACGCUAUGGGUACCCCCCUGGCCCUCCUCCACCCCCGCCACCUCCCCCGCCCAGACGCUCCCCAUACCCAGAUCGUGCUGCUCCAGCAUACGAGCGCCAACGCGAUGUGGUUGACUAUUAUGAGAAGUACCGCGCUCGUCCUUACGGUGUCGCAUAUGAUGACCGUCGUCCAGGCGGCAUCCCCCCACCCCCUCCGCCCCCAUCUUCCGCUAUAAUGAGAGAUCGAAUGCCUGGCAAUGGCCUUGACCCCUAUGAGCGACGCCCCCUCCCACCCCCGCCAGCUUCAUUCUAUGCACGAGACCGCAGUCCCAUCAGACGCGCUCCUCCUGCCCCUCCGGCACCCGCAGGAAAUGGUUACUCAUAUGAGCGUUCUCGUCUCUCCCCCGUCUCCAUGUCUCGGGCCCCGAUGUACAGCGUGCCUCGGCCCAGAGACCCCUAUGCUGACAGAGCGGCGCCUCCUCCACCACCUGCGCGCUACUAUUAGAGUGCACACCUGUGCUUUUGUAACCCAAGGUGUAAAUUAUUCAACAAGAUCGUCGUCGUCGUCUCCAGGUGCACGUCCCGCGAUACGUCUUUGUCUGCCAGAGCGCGUUGCGUUCGCCUGCGCACCAUAGUGGAAGAGUUCUGUUGCGGACUGCACAUUCUAUAAAACAACCGCUUUUACACGCUUAAAAUCGUCCUCAUGAUAAAUUGUCAAUUCUGCUAUUUUUUUUAUUAUUUUGCCUUUGUUUUUAUUGUUUAGCUUUUUAUAGGUGAGUGCAGCACUAAGCCAGAUUACGUAAAUUAGGUUAAUUUGCUGGUUUAAAGAAUAAACCCAUUUAAGGGUAAGGAUAAGAGUUUCUUUCAAAGAACACAUGUAUCACACUGUACCUUUUAUCUUUAAAAUCUGGAUGAGUUCUUUUGUUAUCAAUCUACUGUAACAUGCGCUAUGACAGAGUUUUGAUUCAGAGCUAAAAAUACAUUUGUGUAUAAAAUUUCUUUUUCCCUCUCCUUUUCCUCUCCAAUACAUUUGUUAGUGCGGCAUGCAAGUACGAAUACAGUCUCCGCAGCAAUAAAACAUUUUCGUUUACUGGCUUAUUGAAGUUGUGCUGUAAGUGUGUAUUUUAAUUGCAGAAUAUCGCAGUUCAAAGACUUUGUAUCUUUUUCUUUCAUAGGGACAGUUGAAAGUUUUAAUAAAAAGACUGGAACAUGGAUCGUCGUUUUGCUUUUUUUGCCAACCUGUUAAAUUUGCCUAAAAGGGCAUAGAAGUUACCAAGCAACCUGGUUAUUGAAAUAUUCGCAUUAGAAUUCAUAACCCCUGGUUAGCAUUACGAAGUAUGGGACUGCAUCUGCGGCGAAAUUCCUAUCAUUCUAUCGACACUUCGUCUGUAUUUGCAAUAAACCAGUGGCGUCUAAAUUUAUGUACUCAAUGAAAUCGUUUAGAAUCAAGUCUAUGGACUUCCCAAUAUUUUCAUAAACAAUCAAUGGUUCUUUUAUAAACUUAAUGUAUGAUUUAUGCCAGGUAAGUUACUUGAUGUAUCAAGGUUAAGCAUGCAUUUUAUCUUGAUUGUAACAAGGUGUAGGUUUAUAAUGCAUAUAGCCGUACUGCAUCUACAAGUUACUUUGUAAAAUAGACUUGAUUCAGGCUGGCCUCCAUGAUUAAGGGUAAGUUUUAUGUGAACAGUUAAUGAUUUUUCCCCCCAUUUUAUUCUGUCUUGUGCAAAUACUGCAAUAAAAAUAUAUAAAGAUG